UCAAAUAUUCAUAUAUUAAUGCAAACGAGAAGAUUGGAAUUAUUAAGGCUGAGCCGGCAAAAAUAGAAAGGACCGCAUUGAUCCGUGACUGAAACCAUGGUAACGUACCUAUACUCCAUAUUGAAACAAACUGGCUGCAGUCUCGCCAUUAGCAAUCGCUCAAAUCCGAUAGCGAUUUCAUUAUCUAAAAAUCAACUAAUCAAUUAGUAACUAAUUUAAUAGAUCGUGGGAAAUGUCGAGAGUUAUAUUUUAAUCCGGAAACAGUAGACAUUAUGGAUAUUGACGAGAGAAGUAGUGGAGAAGAGGAUACAGCACCGUCGAUAAGUGCAUUUACGAAAUUCGACGAGAGCAUUGUUGUGAAAAACGCCGAAGAAAUUAAGAGCCCAGUGAGUCGCCGAGGAUCUCUUAUGAAGACUUCGAAAAAUGCAGCGAGUGAUAUCAGCGAUGAUCUGGAGAUGAAUUCGCCGGAAAGACCAGCUUUUCGAAUGAUUUCGCCACCUGUGAAUUCGUUUCAACAGGCGGUUGGUGUUGGUAGUGAUCCAUCCGACAGUGAAGAGACUGAUGAUGAUGACAUACAAGGAACGAGUGUCAAGAAACCCAUUGAAUUAUACAAUGCCAAGGAAUUUGAAGAGCUUAAUGUAUCCGCAGAAGUCAGAGAAUUAUUUCAAAAUAUUACGAGGUAUACUCCCCAAAAGAUAGAGCUCAGUUAUAAGCUCGCACCGUACAUAUCAGAUUUUAUACCAGCAGUCGGGGAUAUCGACGCCUUCAUAAAGGUUUCCCGACCAGACGGGGUUGAUAACAAGAUCGGAUUGAUCGUCUUGGAUGAGCCCUGCGCAAAUCAAUCCGAGCCAGCAGUACUGCACUUGCAACUGCGGAGUCACAGUAAAAGUGCAGAUGCCCGGCAGCAGGUGGUAAUAAAGAGAAUAGAGGAGGCAGAGAAGAAUCCAAGAUCCAUCGAAAAGUGGAUAGACGAUUUGAGCAUGCUGCACAGGAGCAAACACCCUCCAGCUGUUCGACUGACUGAACCCAUGCCUGACAUUGACAGUCUAAUGCAGCAGUGGCCCCCCGAGGUCGAGAAUAAACUCAAUGAUGCUCAGUUGGACCUGACUAAUUUCGAUUGCGAUCUUCCACAUCUUGUUGAUAUUGUUUGUAGUCUUAUGGACAUUCCGGUGAAACCAGAAACUCGGCUAGAAUCUCUGUACACACUUUUCAGUUUGUUUUUAGAAGUUCGAGAUAUCAAGGAUUCGCCGACCUUUUGAGGACAAAUAGACUAUUUUCAAAUACUGCUGUCAAGAGUUCUUUUUCUCUUUCUGUACGACUGUCACAAAUUUCCAGGGAAAAAUUACAGUUAUUUUUCAUUUGCAUAGAUGGAAUACCAUAUUUUUUACCCGAUUUUAAAUUCAGGGAGAAAAAAUUACAAAUUUUACAAAUUAAACUCUCUCACUGAUAUUAAUUGUGCGCUCUCUUGUUUUUUUUUUCUCAUUGAACAACAUUUUAUAAAACUCAAUAAAUUGUUCUAUCCAACCUA
Diachasmimorpha longicaudata is the source of this 1528-nucleotide messenger RNA. RefSeq names its product intraflagellar transport protein 46 homolog (gene IFT46). The transcript is spliced from 3 exons. The record is from RefSeq and is a predicted model, not a curated record. Gene Ontology annotation, biological process: intraciliary transport; cilium assembly. Lineage: Eukaryota; Metazoa; Arthropoda; Insecta; Hymenoptera; Braconidae. Gene Ontology annotation, cellular component: centrosome; motile cilium; intraciliary transport particle B. Bases 273 to 1259 code for a protein of 328 amino acids.